ACUACAGUGGGAAUCCCUAAUGAGUCAUUUUUUGGUUUGGGCAUCUUUCCACUUUUUACCCUUUCUGGUAAUUUCAAAAUGUAAUUAUCGAUAUAAGUUAACAAGAUAUUCGCAUAGCAAAGUAAGUAUCUAUUUAGGAGAAUCACUCUCUUAAUAACUAUUGGUUUCUCAAGUACUAGGCUUCUUUACGACUAUUUUGGAUCAUCAACAACAAACUCUACACACAUGUUGUAGUAAAAUAACCUUAAAACGAUAGAGUACAAAAAUUGUAAUGGAAAAGAGAGUAACUCCACAAUCAAGUACAUCUCAACUAAAUGGUGACAAGACCAAAUCCAUUCUACAGAUAUUAAAUGGUUAUUUAGGACCGUUCCUUAAACGAUCUCAGAGUCCUGUUUGUUCUGAUAGUAAUGCCAACAGAGUGCAAAGACCUGUAGAAAGAUGCCCAUCAGAAAUUGAUGGUUUCGUUUUCGUUGAGCAAAUAGAAUUAUCACAUUUCAGCAAUUGUCAAAUUCCAAAAAAGGAAGAGAAUAGAGGGCAUACUUUUGAAAGAACUCAAUUAAAUAAACCGACUUGGUGCGAUCAGUGUGGGGAUUUUAUUUGGGGAGCUUAUAAAGAUUGCCUCAAAUGCCAUAAUUGCGAUUACGUCUGCCAUUAUAAAUGCCGAAGUGAAAUUGCAAUCGAAUGUCAACACAACGGAGGGUCUCAUAACUUUGGAACAGAGCAAAAAGAAAGAAUUGAGGAACAUUUUGAAGAGGACGAUAAUGAUCUUUUUAGCGCUUCCCCUAGUAAAACUACUUUAACAAGUGAUGAUAUUCAUUCACAAAUUCAAAUAUUUAAUAAUAAUCAGCAUGGGCUUUCUAUGAGCAUGGAGGAUGAUAAUCGUUUCUCAGGUUCAAUAAGAAUUUAUUUGAAUUUGUUUAGGCCGGUUAAAAUGAUUUUGGAAAAUCACUUGAGAGGAGGAAAGCGAUCGAGCGAUUCUGAAGAAUCAGAAAGUGAAACAGACAGCACAACAAAAACAAUUUCAUUUCAUCUCCCUCGAAGCACAAGUCUCGUGAUACGGAUUAACAGCCAAACGAGGACGAGAGAUGUUAUAAAAAAAUUUUUGAAAAAAUAUCGUAUAAUCGAUAAUCCCUGCAAAUUCGCCUUAUACGAAAGUAUAGAUCAGGGCGAGGGACAUGCUUCUAUAAGAAGAUUAUCAGAUGAUGAAUAUCCUCUAGUUAUAUGUCUAAACUGGUCAGUUGAUGGACUAAACAAACGUAGUUUUAUUUUACGGGAGAACGAUACAAAUGAUAUUCAGUGGGACGCUUUUUCCAUUCCUGAGCUGGAGUCAUUCUUGAAAAUUCUUCAAAGAGAGGAGCUAGAAUAUAGAAUUCAAAUAAAAAAUAAAUACGCUCAAACGAAAAGUAUUUUACAACAUCGAAUUGAGAAAAUAGAGCGGAAACAGCUUGGUGAUGAUAACCGAACUCCAAUAUUUGUUUAG
Molecule: messenger RNA, 1480 nt
Organism: Dimorphilus gyrociliatus
Lineage: Eukaryota; Metazoa; Annelida; Polychaeta; Dinophilidae
Source: the annotation of a GenBank genome assembly